Molecule: messenger RNA, 1188 nt
Organism: Mangifera indica (mango)
Lineage: Eukaryota; Viridiplantae; Streptophyta; Magnoliopsida; Sapindales; Anacardiaceae
Product: ACD11 homolog protein-like
Exons: 4
Coding region: 158-847 (229 amino acids)
Biological process (GO): intermembrane lipid transfer; ceramide transport
Cellular component (GO): membrane; cytosol; cytoplasm
Molecular function (GO): ceramide 1-phosphate binding; ceramide 1-phosphate transfer activity
Source: RefSeq, a predicted model, not a curated record
CUCAUCGUCAUCUGAAAAAACAAACCCAGAUUGACACGAAACCUAUCAUUUCUCUUGCUUAAUUAUUUGAAUUUUCGCAAGAGAAUUGUUAAGUUUUGACAAAUUCUAACUUGUAAAAUACAAGAGUACUAAAACAUAUAUUAUAAUAAUAAUAAUAAUGAUGCAUCAGGAGGUAAAAUACAGAGUUGAAGAGGAGAAACAAGAGGAUUUAUCAAGUACAUCAGCAACAACAAGGACAGAAACGUCGACGUCUUUGGAUUUAAUCGUUGUGGCGUUCGAGGGGCUGGCGGAGUUGCUGAAUAGUGGAAACGAUAUAGAGCUUCGUUUGGAUACUUUCUGUGAUUCUUGUUCCUUGGUUUCUGUUUUAUUUAGUUGUCUUGGCAUCGCUUUCAAAUUCGCUGAAAUGGAGUACGUCGCCAAGGUAUCAAAUCUUGUAAAAGCAUCAAAAACCUAUGAAACAUUGCACGAGAUACUUGACAGGGAUAUCGCAAAUGGCAGUGUGAAAACACCAGGAAGUAAUUCCCGUAAUCUUCGAAGAGUUCGGCAGGGUCUUGACCUCAUCAGAGCUUUAUUUGAAAAUUUCUUGGCAACCAAUGAUGAAUCCUUGAAGGAAGCAGCUUCAUCAGCUUACGCGCAAGUUUGUGCGCCCUUCCACUCAUGGACGGUCAGGACUGCAGUUUACGCAGGAAUGUGUGCUCUUCCAACCAGGGAUCAGCUUCUGCAGAGGCUUAAUGAAACUGAUGAAUCGGCGGAGAAGAAAAUGAAGAGAUAUAUUGAUGCUUCAGUUCCAGUUAUCCAGUACAUUGAUAAUCUUUACAUUUCUAGGAAUAUCAAGUUGGACUGGUGACUUCAUUUGUUGUACAAAAACAUCAGAUAAUCUUGCUCUUCCAGGACAUUUAUCACAUAAAGAAAUCUUUGCUUCAAAUAUCUUUCUUCAUUCGGCAGCAAUUUAUAUUACUUCCCUUCUCACCUUCCAGCGGCAUUUGUCUUCCUAGUAUAUAUAUUUCCAAGGUUCAUUCAGCUGCAUCCGAGCAGCAGAAGCUGUAAGUAAUGAUACAGUAUCUAAGGAGAAAAUAGGAGAUAAAUCAGGCGGUUUGUACAUAAGCAUUUGUCCUUGAACAGGGACAUUCUGUAUUCUUUCUGUUGAUUAUUAUUAAUACAUAAAGGCAUUACUGAAAUUUACUCAAA